Messenger RNA from Candoia aspera, 1925 nucleotides. It is a transcript of the gene C1H11orf16, whose product is annotated as chromosome 1 C11orf16 homolog. The transcript has 5 exons. Bases 528 to 1925 code for a protein of 465 amino acids. NCBI's taxonomy places the organism in Eukaryota, Metazoa, Chordata, Lepidosauria, Squamata, Candoiidae. The record is from RefSeq and is a predicted model, not a curated record.
UAUAAGAGGGAGGGGGAGGUACAGCACAAUCAGAUUUGCAAGAUUCCGUUAUUAUAGCCCAUCUCAAUAAAAGUAGUUUUAGCCUUCUGGUUGAGUUGAUUUCCUGGUCUGGUCUACCUAGUGGGACUGACAUCUGGCUUCAAAUCCUAAGUAGUUCUUUUCUUGGCAUAAUCCAAACCUGCUUCUCCAAACUUAGCAUUUUUAAAAAACCAGACCCAGCAAAAAACAGCAGUCCUUCCCAUUGUCAGUAACUAGGACUUUCAGUCAGUUCCACGGAGUACAGAACAAAGAGCUUUAGCUGCUCACUCUAAACUGUUGCAGUCUGAUUUGCAGGUGAAAUUGGCAAAGUUUUGAGGGGGAGCAAUGAUUGUGAUUUGUUUGUUUUACAGAGCUUAUCAGCCACCCCAACUACAACUGGCUUUGAGUAGUGGACAAUUUAUAUGUGUAUUAAAUCUGGAAAUAAAGUUUUUCCCCUUCAAAGUAUCAAAGCUAUGUUCUUUUAAUUGUAGGAGAGAGUUCCUGAAACAAUGAAUGAGUGCAGGUUGUCCUCUUGGCCAUUCCACAGAUACUGCUGUACAGGGCCAACACAAGCUAAAUCUAUGCACAGAAAUGUCAUGGUUAAUCCCAGUUCCAUCUGCAGUGGCUGCUUCUUAGUGCAUCCUUUGUGCGGCAUUAGCCCACUUCUCACAACAAGGUACUUGUGUCACAGCUAUUGCCCCUUUCUUCUUGAUGCAAAACAUAGAGCAGGAAAGAAUUUGGAGAGAUCACUGGAUGCUGGUAGUCCUGUUCUGGCAAAAAAAGAAACUGACUGUUAUUAUUACCAAGGCACAAUCAUAAAAGAUAUAGAGGAAGGUGAGCAAAGAUCAUUUCUGGUACAGUUUGCAGUGGAGGAAGAUACACCUUGUGUGCAAAAAACAGCCCACAGCGAUAUCCUUGAGAGUGUGAAUGGAAUGAGACACUCUAUCCUGCCAGGUGAUAAAGUGAUGGCCCCCUGGGAACAAGAGCAGAAGAGAUAUGGCCCUGGCACUGUCCUCCAAGGCAUGGAGACCAGAGAUCCUCUGCGAGAAAAAGAAGACAAGGAAAUUACAGUCAGCUUUUGGAACGGCAAGAAAGCUGAAGUUCCAUUAGGUCUUGCUUUGUGGAUUUCUCCAGUGCAGUGGGAGAGGAUCGUAGAGAGGAUUCAUAUGCCCUACACAAGCAGGAAGCAGUCUGAGUUUUUGCAGCUUCACAGGCCUGGCUACUACAAUUGCUCAUGGGGGACUAUUCCAACCUGUGCUUUGGGUGAUUUCCAAAGGUGCCGGUGCACACAUUGCUCUUUUAUCCGUCCUUGCUGUGGUGGUUUCCAUCACUCAUGCUCACUGCUUAGACAUAGGCAAUGUGUCUGCUGCUGCUGCCGCUGCUCUAAAUACAGUGGCUGUUGGGUGCGGCCCUCUUUAGCUGAAUUAACCACUGGAGAUUUUAAAAAAGAGUUCACCAGUAAACCUACACCACCAUUCUUACCAAUAGAAGGCUCCCCCGAAGUAGAACAUGCUGUUGUGCGAUUCAGCUCUUCCUCAUCCUCCUCAGAUGCUCAGUGUGAAAGGCAAAGAAGUGUGACCAAGAGCACAAUGAUAGAUCACGCAGUGAACACAGAUUCUAGUCUUUUUGAAAAUCCCAUGCUACAGCGAAUCAGAAGACCAGAGUGGAAGUACUGGAAGAGAAGCCAUCCCAGCUCUGACUAUAAAAGCCAAGGAGCAAACACUGUCAGCAGCUGCUGCAGAAGGGAAAGAGCUAACAACAAAGCCAAUUCAUCCACAGAUGGAUCUCCACCAAUUCUGUACAACCACAGGGCUCUAUUUGAAACCGCUGAAGAGUCUCGUCAAAGGCAUCUUUCGGUAAAGGAAGUCUUGAGCCACAGAAUUACUAACUCACCUUGGGGAGAGUAA